AUGCUCCAGGAUGCAGUGCCGACGGCCUGCCAGGAUCAGGUGGGCUCUGCGCCCAAGCGACUGGAGCGGGGCAGCCUCAGGGCGGCCAGCAAGUUCCCGUCUAGCGGCAGGCGUUCCCAGCGGCUGCAGUCCGUGUAUGGUCCGACGAGCGGACGCCUCAGGCGCACCGACGCCGGCUCCACCACGUCCAGGGAGAGCAUCGUCGCCGAAAGAACGCGCAAGGGAAGCGUGCGUAGCCGCGACGGGCACAGCUCGCAGCAAGACCUCGAGCAACGCGCCGACGUCUUGGAAGUGGUGAUGAGCAACCCGGUGAUCUUCUUUGCCCUGCUGGCGGUGGUGCUGGGCUUCGCACUGGGGGCUGUUCUGAAUCCACUGAACCUCACCGAGCUGCAGAGGAGAAUGUUGCGACUUCCCGGCGAGCUGUUCGUGCGGGUGCUGCAGUGCCUGGCCAUCCCGCUGUUCAUCACCAGCGUGGUGAGCGCGGUGGGCGGCCAACCAACGGCGCAGGGGGCUCGCCUCGUCCUGCGCACGCUCGCCUACUUCUCGCUGACCACGCUGUGGUCCGCGACCAGCGGCAUGGUCAUCGCGCUGCUCUUGCGCCCCGGAGUCGGGGCGAGGAAGCUGCCAGCCCACUGGCGAUACAAUGUCACCAUGAGUGCCAACUCGCUACUCGACAUAUUCAGGCACGUAGGCAACGUCGGCGACGAGGGCCACCCGGAGAAACUAGCUCACACCAACUUCGUCGGCCUGCUGGGCUUCUCCCUCAUCCUCGGCUUCGCCCUGUCGCACUCACAGCCUCCGCCGCUGUGCUCGGCGAUGAACGACUUCGUCGGCGUCGAGACUCCGCCCGCGGGCAGCUCGCACUUCGUCCUGCGGCUGGCUCGCGUGCUCGGCUCCAAGUUCCUGCGAAUGGCCGAGAAGACGUUGUGCUUCUCGCCGGUGGCCGUGAGCACGCUCAUCGCUGUAGACGCGUCGCGCGUCUCGGAUCUGCCGAAGGUCAUGUGGCACCUGGGCCUGUACUCCUUCACGGUGCUGUUGGGGCUCGGGGUUCACGCGUUCCUCUUCCUACCUGCACUCUAUAUGACCAAGGUGCGUCGGGACGCGGGCCGCUUCUUCCUGAACCUGCUGCACCCGCUGGCCAUCGCGUUCGGCUCCCGCUCGAGCAUGGUGGGCGGCCCGGCCGCCAUGGCGACCCUGGAGAAGGUCGGCCUGCACCAGGACUCGGUGCGUCUGAUUGUGCCCCUGAGCGUGGUGAUCAACCACGACGGCACCGCCCUGUACACCAUGGUGUCCGUGCUGUUCGCGGCGCAGCUGCAGGGCGAGAGCCUCGGCGUCAGCUCGCUGCUCAUGCUCCUUGCCUCGUGCUGCAUCGCCACCAUGGGCGAGUACGGGCUGAUGCCGACCUACCGCGGCCCCGCGCGCGCUGCCCUCCUGCUGACGGUGGUGGGCCUGUCGGCAGACAACGUCGGCUACAUGGCCGUCGUGCACUGGCUGCUGCAGCGCGCCGCGAGCACGGUGAACCUGCUGAGCGACUGCGUGGGCGCCGCCAUCCUGCAGCGGGACAUGCUGCAGCCCGGCCGUCCGGUGUCGACCCGCUCGUUCAGCGUCAGGCUCGGACCCGGCUCCAUCGGCAGUCUGUCCACCAGGGACCUCCCGUCGGCGGGCCUGCUGGGCACACGCGCCGGCUCCACCACGGGCCUCCCCAAGCCACACACGAAGCUCGACCACUGAGACGCCGAACCACGGCUUGAACGAAGCGCGAGCUGGUGCUGACGAGUUUCAUGCACAACUGCUUCCUUGUAUUCUGAAUUUGAAUUGCUAUAUUAUGUUCCAUAAUACUAUUCGUGCUUUUCUUUCUUU
Dermacentor andersoni is the source of this 1860-nucleotide messenger RNA. NCBI's taxonomy places the organism in Eukaryota, Metazoa, Arthropoda, Arachnida, Ixodida, Ixodidae. The record is from RefSeq and is a predicted model, not a curated record.